Molecule: messenger RNA, 6645 nt
Organism: Oncorhynchus kisutch (coho salmon)
Lineage: Eukaryota; Metazoa; Chordata; Actinopteri; Salmoniformes; Salmonidae
Product: core-binding factor subunit beta
Exons: 7
Coding region: 350-874 (174 amino acids)
Biological process (GO): regulation of transcription by RNA polymerase II
Cellular component (GO): core-binding factor complex; nucleus
Molecular function (GO): transcription coactivator activity; sequence-specific DNA binding
Source: RefSeq, a predicted model, not a curated record
CGGACUCCGAGGAGCCAGGAAGUAUGCAGCGCGACAGAUAAAGUCGAGAGAGCGGGCGUUUGUUGUCAGUGGACGGGGAUCACACGCUUCAGGGUGAGAGGGAAUUAUAGCCGAGUGCGAAAUUGAGCCUAAUCCAUUGCAGUGGCAGAGACUGACCACUCAGUAGUUUAGAUUUGAAAGCGGGGAGAGAUCACGACCCUGCUUACAAUUAGGUAAAUAUUACGUUAGCACAUUGCUACGAAACAAGACGGAAGAGAAUAGAAGCGGGAUUGCUGUUAUUUCACGGCAAAGGUUUGUCUUGCUCACAAAACAAUUAGAAUCUAGGAACAUUUCUCAGCAAAGCUUCAAGAUGCCUCGGGUGGUCCCGGAUCAAAGGAGCAAGUUUGAAAACGAAGAAUUCUUCAGAAAACUCAGUCGGGAGUGCGAGAUCAAAUAUACAGGUUUCCGAGACAGACCUCACGAGGAGAGGCAAGCCCGGUUUCAGAACGCUUCUAGAGACGGUCGCUCAGAAAUAGCUUUUGUGGCGACGGGCACCAACCUCUCGCUGCAGUUCUUCCCAGCCAACUUGCACGGGGAGCAGAGGCAGACGCCCACACGAGAUUAUGUGGACUUUGACCGGGAGACGGGAAAGGUGUACCUGAAGGCCCCUAUGAUCCUGAAUGGAGUGUGUGUGACCUGGAAGGGCUGCAUAGACCUGCAGCGCUUGGAUGGGAUGGGCUGUCUGGAGUUCGAUGAGGAGAGAGCACAGCAUGAGGAUGCCCUGGCGCUAGCAUCCUUUGAGGAGUCGCGUAGGAGGACCCGGGACUUUGAGGACAGAGACCGCUCGCACCGAGAGGACCUGGAGGACCCUGUGGCAUCAAAAAUCUGGGACUGAUGGCAUUCAAGGACCAGGCCCAGGCGACAGCAGGACCCCAGCCCUGGCACCAACAUGGGCAACAACGCUGAUGAUCACAAGAUGCGCUAGAGGCCAGAGAGACACAGGGGGUGGGGUCAGGGUGACCUGUCCAUCGUACUAGGCCAGUCUCACACCCUGUUACCAAGCUGUUAACUGGAGAGACCAAAGUCCACAUUGAUAGGGAUUUGGGGGUGGGUGGGGGUGGGGCCCUAUUUAAUUUUAAGAAGGGACUGGGUGAGGUGGGUGUCCAUUUUUAAGUGUGGUGUAAGAGGAUCGACCCAAACCUCCUUGUCUUCGGGGGGGUUUUGCACUAUCUGAUACAUUCAGUUUAGUACCCACAUUGCCUUCUGUAUGCAUGGAGCACCUGCCUACCUAUGUUUUCUUUUGUCCCUCUAUGCAAGCUAUUUCGGCAGCACUUUCUUUUACAAUGCUUUAUAAAUAGGAAAUUACUGGGUGAUUAAAUGGAACACAUUUGUUCUUAAAUAAUUACAUAUUCUUCCUAAAUUGUUACAUUUCUAAUAAUUCCAAAUAUCUUCCAUCUUCCUUAUUGUUUCCCAUAAAGUUUGUUUCAAAUCAGGUAGCAACCUGAGGAGCACUGAGCAUAAAUGUAUUUCACGCUAAAUUCUAAUCUAUUGAUAAUUACAAUCAGAAGUUGAAGCCAUAACAAAGCGCUCCACCCCGCCCCUGUUUGGGUAAACAGCUGAGGGAGGGGCUAGAGAAAUGGAACCACUCUCAAAUUCAUAGACAGAGCUAUGGAUGCAAGGACUGACUAUCCAUAAUAUCUAAAUUAUAGUUUUAACCAUGUUUUUGAGGCUGUAUAGUCUUUGUUUACAUUUAUUUUGUUUCGAAACAUUGGAGUAAAACAAGCUUCCCACUGGGCACACACUGAUUAAAUCAAUGUUGUUUCAACAUAAUUCAAUUAAAUUACGUUGAACCAACGUGGAAUAGACUUUGAAUUGACGUCUGUGCCCAGUGGGUUAUAUUUUGGGUUCUGAUGCGGCAAGACAGUUGAACUAAGCUUAUGAGGCAUUUAUAAAUUACAUUCUUCAAGAAUCAAUGGGUAUGUAUCAUUAAUUUUCACUACAUGACAAAACGUAUGUGGACACCUGCUUAUCAAACAUCUCAUUCCAGCAUCAUGGGCAUUAAUAUGGAGUUGGUCCCCCCUUUGCUGCUAUAACAAUCUCCACUCUUCUGGGAAGGCUUUCCACUAGAUGUUGGAACAUUGCUGCGGGGACUGAUAUUGGGCGAUUAGGCCUGGCUCGCAGUCGGCGUUCUAAUUCAUCCCAAAGGUGUUCGAUGGGGUUGAGGUCAGGGCUCUGUGCAGGCCAGUCAAGUUCUUCCACACCAAUCUCAACAAACCAUUUCUAUAUGGACCUCGCUUUGUGCACGAGGGCAUUGUCAUGCUGAAACAGAUAAGGGCCUUCCACAAAGUUGGAAGCACAGAAUCGUCUAGAAUGUCAUUGUUCGCUGUAGUGUUAAGAUAUCCCUUCACUGGAACUAAGGGGCCUAGCCUGACCCAUGAAAAACAGCCCCAGACCAUUAUUCCUGGCACUAUUCAUUCGGGAAGGUAGCGUUCUCCAGGCAUCCACCAAACCCAGAUUUGUCCUUCCGACUCCCAGAUGGUGAAGUGUGAUUCAGCACUCGCUGGUCCCGUUCUGUGAGCUUGUGUGGCCUACCACUUCGUGCCUGAGCCAUUGUCGCUCAUAGAAGUUUCCACUUCACAAUAACAGCACUUGCAGUUGACUGGGGCAGCAUUAGAAAUUUUACGAACUGACUUGUUGGGAAGCUGGCAUCCUAUGACAGUUCCAUGUUGAAAGUCACUGAGCUCUUCAGUACGGGCCGUUCUGUUACCAAUGUUUGUCUAUGAAGAUUGCACUUCCACUAAUAUGAAGAGGUGUCCACAUACUUUUGAAUGUAGCAACUAUAGUUUGGAAAUAGGCCUUUUUUGGUUCCAGGUAGAAGAACCAUUUUUGAUUUCAUGUAGAACCCUCUGUGGGAAGGGUUCUACCUGGAACCAAAAGGGUUCUAUUUAGUUCCAGAAAGGGUUAAAAAAAGGGUUCUCCUAUGGGGACAGCCGAAAUAACCCUUUUAUGUUCCAGAUAGCACCUUCAAGUACAAAUAGUUACCAAUCAAUCACCUAUUUAUUUUGUAUUUAUAAAGGACUAUAAAAGAUUGCUUAACAGCUAUAAUUUAUCAUAUUAUAGCACUAUUUUAAUGAAAUUGUAUUUUUUAUUAUUUUAUUCAUGUUUUGUGUGAAAGUCAUGAUGUUUACUUUUUUAUUUCUUUUCUCUAUAUAUAAAUACUGUAUUUGUAUGUCUUUAUGCUAUCGUAAGGGAUAUCAGUAGAAUAUGUAAAGUUGUGUUCAAGAAAAGUUACUUUUUCAAAGAGACUGUUGAUUUGCCGGAUGAGGAAGGUCUAUCAACCUCAGCGCUUUCUGUCUUCCUGUCUCCUCCAUGUUAGCAGCAUAUUUUAACAGUCUUUGAACAUGACUCUAGCAGCACAUAGCGCACAAUGAGGUCAGUGUCUCUGAGCUCGCUCUUUGGAAGUCGAGGCAAAGAGGCUUUCUCCUCUGCAUUGUUUUUUUUUAUUAUUCUCUUUAUUUCACUUUUCAUCCAGAUCAGAGUUUGUAACGUCUAAGCAGUAACUUUCUCUUUUUUUGAUCCAUUGCGGCUUCAUUCCAGAGGUUUGUCGCACAUUUUGAUCCAGCUCUGGGAUCUAUCUCCCUGAAAUUUAUGCAAGGACACAGCAACAUUAUCUCACUAACUUACCUUCCAGUUUUGUUUGGUAUGUUUCAGGUAAUCUGAAUAUCUUUGAGUUUCAUAAACUAUUGUGCUGUUGUCAGUGUUUCUUCCUCUUUACAGGAAUAAAGUUUUAACAGUUCAUUCAUAUGAAUUUGUCUGUACUGGGGAUUAGAGAGAGCAACAUCUUUAAAGAGAUUGAAGACUCUCUAUUGCAAUAAAUGAUGUGUGUAAAACCUGAAUGGCUAACAUGGGGCGCUGUAUUGAAGCCACCAUGCAGCCAUCUUGCUCCUACUUCUCCGUUGUAAAAGAUUUAGGAAGGUAUAGAAAUUCAUUUAUUAAUGCCUACAUUUGUUUUUGACACAUUUAUUCUAUUACAGACACAUUAACGCAUACUUUUAAAUUAUAUGCGAGUUAAACAUUUUUAAAAAAUGAAUAAUCUCUAAAACUUUUUUUUAGAGAGUACUAAUGUUACUGUCCCCACUACAACAACAAAAAUACUCAAAUACAUGUAAUUUUGACCAUACAUUUUUUUUCUCCAAAUACUGUAGAAUCAUUCAUUCCUAUAGAUGCGGUAAAGAGGUCAAUCAAAUUUGACCAAAACAAUGGAAUUGCCAUGGAAACGUGUGGGGGAAAGGGCCAUGGGGGAAAAAGAGCCUAAAUUUAGGCUAUUGUUUAUAUGCGUAUUUCACACUAUGUUGAGGUGAAAAUCGCAGUAUAACGCUUUUAUGGAUGUCAACCCCAACACAUGUUCAUGUCAUCUUUACCAAUAAAUUGCAUUACAGUUAAAAACGAAUUUGACUACCACCAACGAUUUCUGUAUGCUAGCUAUAUUUCUGUAUGCUAGCUAUAGUUCUGUAUGCUAGCUAUAUUUCUGUAUUCUAGCUAUAGUUCUGUAUGCUAGCUAUAGUUCUGUGUGCUAGCUAUAGUUCUGUAUGCUAGCUAUAUUUCUGUAUGCUAGCUAUAUUUCUGUAUGCUACCUAUAGUUCUGAAUGCUAGCUAUAGUCUGUAUGCUAGCUAUAUUUCUGUAUGCUAGCUAUGCUCACCAGCUUAUACGAACAGGAGUUAGCAUAUAGCAGUCACAUCUUCUAAACCUGAAAAGGGUCAACUUCUACAGACAAAUAUAUCCAAAUCAGACUUAAGAAACCACAUAGUGUACCUGCUACAAUACGUAUAUAAUGACGGAUUUGAUGAAUACUCACUUUGUUAGGUCAGAUUUGUUGACUGUGAGCCAAUCUGGCAUAUGGAACGUCUGCAUUCCAUUGACUCCUUUAACACAUCUAUGGAGGACUGCUCCUACUGGGUAGUGCCAAUAUGGUUGACCGGUGGCUUCAAAGGCUCUCAAUGGCCAAUACAUAGAAUCAGCAAUCCAGGGUUUAUAUAAACCACUGAUUGCAAUCCAGCACUGUUUCAACCAGUCAUGAAAUAUUGGGAUGAAAUAGACCAAGAGUCAGUCUGGGGCUCAAUAAACUGCAUAUGAAAUUAAAGGAGAGAGGUCAAGUCUAGCAGCAGUGAUGAACCUGUGGUUUUCUUCCAUUAAUUUCUAAUGCAUCAGCUCAGUAUUUUAUUCAAAGUUAAUUUGCUUUCAUUUGAAGAAAGAGGAAAGGUGGAGGAAGAAGCCUAUGUUUUGUAAAGGGACAAACGUUAGACAGCAAGUUGUAAGAUGUUGUUGUGCAGGUCAGAAAUAAUGGGGUUUAGGUGGACAGAGGGAGAGGCAGUGGGUUGUCACACUUUGCUAUCGAAGCAAGUUCUAAUUUCAUACUGCAUGGGAUUGUAUUUCCUUGAGUUAGGUUCUUAUAUUUUUAUCCCAAAUACUUCUAUAACACAUAUUUGCAUAAUGUUUCACAUCCCACUAAUGAUGCCGUUCUUUUGCAUUUACAUCUCAUAAAAACAAGGUGUAAGGCCUUAGCUUGCUGCUUUAGUGUAUCAAAGAUUUACACAGUCAGUCAUCUCAAGGUAGCAUACCAAUGUGGGUAACAGGAACGAACAUGUUUACGUUAUCUUCCAUAGACCUUUGUGAUGUUUAAACAAUGUGUACAGUAUUUCACAAUAUUCUGGGAGCUCUAUUUCAAGUGGUUUGUUUGAUAUCUACUCCAGUGUAUAGAUUACCUGAUUAAAGUGUCAGUGUACAAAACAAGUUGGACACUCAGAAACUAACUGGCCUACCUCCAGCUGCAACCAAAAACAAAUAGAAAUCUUGGGUAUUUUUUACUUCACGAUUUUGUGAAUCUUUAUUUCAUUUAAAUGUUUGUUACAGAUGUAGGAUCAUCAUUUGAACCAGGAAAAUAAUCCUGCAGCAACAGGAAAUGUGAAUUACUAUGUGGAUUUUAAUGAAUGGACAUUUUUGUAGGGGUUGAUAAAUGUUUCUUACGGGAAAAUCUGAAAUGUCAAAGUGGAAAUACAUCUCAAAUAUACACAACACGUUUUAAAUGUUGUGCAUUGCAGGAAAGUUAUCCUGCAACAGGGCGAUCAAAUUAAGAUCCUACAUCUGUAAAUAGUGUGAUCUGUGUGCAUGAGGUCAGGAAUGUCCAAAACACUGGAGUUAUGAUAUACCCUACCUAGUGAUGGUGUCCCAGCCUAGAUUUCCAACAUAACUGAUUACAAUCCCUGGAGAACAGGCCCUCCUCUCGUCUCUCCCUUCAUGUGUAGGCCUACUCCCCAGAGCCCCAGCUAGCUGGUACCCCUGUCUGAGCUUCUCCCGUCACUUUAAUGCUGGCAUUAAUGCUGGCAAUAACACCAGAGACUGUCCUAGUUAUUUUUUAUAAAUUGUUUAUUUUAUUAUUUGUUUUAAGUUAUUGAUACAGGUUGACCUUUGUUUUGUUCAGGUUACGCAAUGAAGAACUGUGUAUUUCUGUGUUUAAUGGCCUAUCUUUUAACAUUUUACUGAAUCAUUUAGGUUUCUUUCUCUCUGUUUUAUGGUUUAGCUUGUAUGGCUUGUUUUGUUAAGGGGAAACUUAAAUAUGAAAUGUUGAAUUUAACAUGUUUCGUAAUAAAUUUGUAACAAUCGUUGUA